UUUAGUAUAUAUAAUAUAUAGUUAUAUACACACACACACACAUAUAUAUAUACAUGCUUCAACGAUCUCAAGCUCAAGUUGCGUUUUCUUUCAAGUUGCACGCGUGUGUUCCUUGGAACUUGCGGGAGCAUUAUGUUAUACGUGCCUAAAUAACGUUUUUGGUAAUGUUACUGCAGUAUUACGACUGUAUUAAAAAAGUUAUGUGCAGUGUCGUGUUGUGAUGUACCGAUGUGCCGAUAAAACAAUCGAUCUUUGUAAAUGUUUUACGUAUAUGGAAUCCAGGUGGCAGGUGCCUAGAAAGCAGCUGGUAAGAUGGGAAAGUUGUUGUCAAAAAUUUUUGGCAACAAGGAGAUGCGAAUUCUUAUGUUGGGAUUGGAUGCUGCAGGAAAAACUACAAUAUUGUAUAAACUUAAAUUAGGACAGUCUGUGACAACUAUACCGACUGUAGGAUUUAAUGUAGAAACUGUUACCUAUAAAAAUGUUAAAUUUAACGUCUGGGACGUAGGUGGACAGGAUAAAAUACGUCCAUUAUGGCGUCAUUAUUACACAGGAACACAAGGUCUUAUUUUUGUAGUAGACUGUGCAGACAGAGAUAGAAUUGAUGAAGCACGUCAAGAACUCCAUCGGAUUAUAAAUGAUAGAGAAAUGCGUGAUGCUAUUAUUUUAAUUUUUGCUAAUAAACAAGAUCUUCCUGAUGCGAUGAAACCCCAUGAGAUUCAAGAAAAGUUGGGGUUAACUAGGAUACGGGACAGAAAUUGGUAUGUUCAACCAUCAUGUGCUACCACUGGAGAUGGGCUUUAUGAAGGCCUUACAUGGUUGACCAGUAACCACAAAUUAUGAGCAAAUAUUUAUUUUUGAUCAAUUGGCUUAGAUAUGGAAAAUAUACACCUGUAUUUUUAUUUUAACUUAUCAUAUGGAGGCUCUGUAAGGCACAAUUGACAUUGAUCGAGUCAAUGGGAUGAUUUCGAUAAAGAAAGAUACUGCAAUUCAGAAAUGCUCCUUACAUACUGUGGUGUGUGUUCCAAUAAUAUUGAUAAUAAGAGCAUAGUAAUAUAUCAUGAAGCCAACUAAGAGAAAUUGUAACCAUUAUUAUUAUUAUUAUUAUUAUUAUUAGCUGUCCAUUGCCACCCAUAAGAUGUAAUUAAAACAUUAUCGAAUAGAGUUAUAUACUUUCAGA
Molecule: messenger RNA, 1177 nt
Organism: Vespula vulgaris
Lineage: Eukaryota; Metazoa; Arthropoda; Insecta; Hymenoptera; Vespidae
Gene: Arf51F
Product: ADP-ribosylation factor 6
Exons: 5
Coding region: 313-840 (175 amino acids)
Biological process (GO): vesicle-mediated transport; intracellular protein transport
Cellular component (GO): cytoplasm
Molecular function (GO): GTPase activity; GTP binding
Source: RefSeq, a predicted model, not a curated record